CCGAUCGCCCGGAAAUUGCACCAUCAAAGCCAUUCCUCCCAAUCUCAAUACCUCCCAUCAGUACUGCUAACUCUCAAGACCAGAAGUUCAUCCCAUCAUCAUCUACUCACUCCCUCCUUUGGUCCAUUCACCUUUCAUCAUCGCCAUAAUCGUCAUCACCGAAGGAAAAGGAAGCAAGUCGUAGCUACUGACUUGAUACCUUCCAUUCUCUCUGGACCAGUAGCUUCGGCGGCGAAAGAGCGGGGUGAUCAAUCGACGAUCCAAACAAGGAACUGAGGUCCUAAGGCUUCCUACCUAGGCCUAGACUCGUAUUGAAGGUAAGGAAGCUCAAUCCCUCUCGCUAAAGGCACCAUUUAUGCGAGUUAUGCGUCUUUGUAGAAAUCUGGGAAAUUAGCGACGGAAUUACAGGCUUUUAGCAACAAAACAGCCGCCGUGGCUAUAGUCUGGCCAACCAGUGUCA
Molecule: messenger RNA, 460 nt
Organism: Linum tenue
Lineage: Eukaryota; Viridiplantae; Streptophyta; Magnoliopsida; Malpighiales; Linaceae
Source: the annotation of a GenBank genome assembly